UUAGUAGACGGUUACUACGAAACACCUGAUUCAGCCCACGUGUUACAGUUUCACGGUUGGUAUUGGCACGGGUGUUUGAGCUGUUUCACUGUAAACAGAGACCGUGUACAAAGCGACGGUGAUACACUGAACGAGCGUCUCGAGAGAACAAACGCUAUAUCGCAGAGAAUCCGCUCAAGCGGCUACACGUUAACCGAGAUUUGGGAGUGCGCGUAUGACCGGAUGAUAAAAACAGAUUUAGAGAUGAGCGCUUUUGUGAGUGAUCACCCUCUGGUUCGAGCGGAGCCUCUCAAUCCGCGCGAUGCUUUUUUCGGUGGUCGUACGGAAAACAUGGUCACUCUGUACGACGUGAAAGACGGGGAGCAGAUACGAUAUGUUGACGUUUGCUCUUUGUACCCAUACAUCUGCAAGUACGGCAAAUAUCCGGUGGGCCAUCCAACGGUAUACGUCGGCGACGAGUGCAGGGCGCUGACAGGUCCCGAAAAUAAUAUCAGUCUUUCCCGCGUCGAGGGCCUUGUUAAAUGUACAGUGCUUCCACCGCAAAAUCUUUAUCAUCCCGUGCUGCCGGUGCGAAUGCAUCAGCGCCUGUUAUUCGGGUUAUGUCGUAGCUGCUGCGAAACAAUGAACCAGGACGCGUGUCCUCAUGAAGACCCCGCGGAGCGUGUGUUUAGCGGUACUUGGGUAGUGGAUGAAUUGCGAAAAGCUAUUGCGUGCGGGUAUAAAAUAUUAACCGUGAGCGAGAUUUGGCAGUAUAAGAUAACGCAGUACAACCGCGAUACACAGAAGGGGGGCCUUUUCACCGGGUACAUAAACACUUUUCUUAAAAUCAAACAAGAGGCUAGCGGUUGGCCCGAGGGUUAUGCAGAUGACGAGGCUGCCCAAGAGCGUUAUAUAACUGCUUUUAAGACAGCCGAAGGGGUUCAGCUGGAGCGGGGUGCGGUAGCGAAAAACUCGGGGCUGCGCUCGGUAGCCAAACUUUGUCUUAACUCCUUUUGGGGUAAAUUUGGACAACGCGAAAAUUUACCAUAAACAGAAAUAGUGUCGACACGCGAAAAACUUAUGGAGCUGCUAAAUAGCCCCGAGCACGAGAUCACUGGUAUGCUACCUGUUAACAACCAGGUGCUGUAUGUUAAUUAUACGAAAACCAAUGAUGCUGUAAUACCGUCUAAUAUAGCAAAUACUGUCAUAGCUGCAUACACCACAGCCCAAGCCCGUUUAAAACUUUACACCUAUCUCGAACCGCUGGGUAAGCGUACUCUGUACUGCGACACCGAUUCCGUUAUUUAUGUCACGAGAAAAGAGCCUGGAGAGUAUGAACCGCCAACGGGUCAAUUGCUAGGGGAUUUAACCGACGAGCUAAGCUCUUACGGCGAGGGCAGUUACAUUAAGUCUUUCAUCUCAGGCGGCCCUAAAUUUUAUUCUUUCAUAGUUAAUACGCCGAGCGGCGCGGAAAGCGAGGUUUGCAAGGUUAAAGGCAUAACGCUGAAUUACGCAAACAGCUCGCUGAUAAAUUACGAAUCAAUACGGUCACUUAUAAUAGGUGAGAGAGAAAAUCCUGUUGUACUACAGUUUGAUUCAAUACGUCGUAUACCGUUCCACCAGGUUGUCACACGACCCGAAAAGAAAUCGUGCAUGCCUCUGAGCGUCAAGCGAAGACGUGAUGGCGAAUACGGCUCGCUCCCUUACGGCUACAAAUAACCGCUUAUAAAAACUCUCGCUUUAAACAUAGUUAAGCAGCGUUGUAAAAUAUCUAUGUUAUUACUGUAAAAUAUUUAUACUGUUACCGGAAAAUAAAAGCUCUAUACAUGUUUCAA
Messenger RNA from Venturia canescens, 1814 nucleotides. RefSeq lists its product as uncharacterized. The transcript has 2 exons. Gene Ontology annotation, biological process: DNA replication. NCBI's taxonomy places the organism in Eukaryota, Metazoa, Arthropoda, Insecta, Hymenoptera, Ichneumonidae. The record is from RefSeq and is a predicted model, not a curated record. Bases 223 to 1029 code for a protein of 268 amino acids. Gene Ontology annotation, molecular function: DNA binding; nucleotide binding; DNA-directed DNA polymerase activity.